AUGAGUAAGAAUGGAGGCAUGGUGGUUCCGAUAAUAACCAAAGUGAACGUAGUCUUGAUCACAGAGUUGAACACGGCCGCAAACACACGGGGAAGAGCAGAGUCGAUCUUGGCCAUAUCCUGGCUAAAUCUGUUGAUGACUCGUCCAAGCGGGGUGGUUUCGAAGAAGGACAUCGGAGAUGCCAAAACAGCACUGGCCAUAUCGUUAUGUAGUUUUUUGGAGGCCCGAAUCGAACACCAGCUCCACAUGGUCAUGGCUCUGAUCAAGCUGGCUGCACCAACAGACUUGCGGGACUGGACUUUCACUAGGUCCGCAGGCUCAACUCCAGCGUACUCGAAUCCUCCUUGCUCGAUAUCCUGCUCUAUUUCAGCCAAAGAUGUCGAAGAGGAUCCAACCAACGGAGUGGAAUCUUGCUCGUCUGAACUUUGGCCGUAUUCGUUAACAAGUUCAAACAACUUGCUCUUGGCUGCUACCACCUGGUCCAGCGAACCGGACUCGGAAAUCUCGUUGUUGGAAAUCAAACAGACCUUCUCUGCUUGA
Molecule: messenger RNA, 540 nt
Organism: Ogataea philodendri
Lineage: Eukaryota; Fungi; Ascomycota; Pichiomycetes; Pichiales; Pichiaceae
Exons: 2
Coding region: 1-540 (179 amino acids)
Source: RefSeq, a predicted model, not a curated record